Molecule: messenger RNA, 432 nt
Organism: Parnassius apollo (apollo)
Lineage: Eukaryota; Metazoa; Arthropoda; Insecta; Lepidoptera; Papilionidae
Source: the annotation of a GenBank genome assembly
AUGGAGGCUGCUAGGAUCAAGCCCGCCGUCAAUCAGAUCGAAGUCCACCCGUACCUGAACCAGGAGAAACUGUUCGAAUACUGCAAGUCCAUAGGCGUAGCGGUGACGGCAUAUUCUCCGCUCGGCUCCCCCGACAGACCAUGGGCGAAGCCGGGUGACCCCUACCUGCUGGAGGACCAGAAGCUGAAGAGCAUUGCUGAAAAACACAAGAAGACCAUAGCGCAGGUUCUCAUUAGAUACGCGAUUGAUCGCGGCAUGAUCGUGAUCCCGAAGUCCGUGACGCGUUCCCGCAUCGAGCAGAACUUCCAGGUGUUCGACUUCAAGCUCGCGCCCGAAGACCUAAAGCUCAUCGCGGAGCUCGAGUGCAACGGCAGGGUGUGCUCCAUGGGCGACGUCCACCAUCCAGACUACCCAUUCCACGACGAGUUCUAG